Messenger RNA from Dovyalis caffra, 498 nucleotides. The record is from the annotation of a GenBank genome assembly. NCBI's taxonomy places the organism in Eukaryota, Viridiplantae, Streptophyta, Magnoliopsida, Malpighiales, Salicaceae.
AUGGAGACCACACCACUACUGCAGCGCAAUAAUGAACCACCAUCACCAUCUUCACCGGCAUUACCACUGUCGGAACAAGAAGACUACCCGCCUGAAGCUUCCAAGACCUUCAAAGGAUUAAAGUCUUUGUUUUGGAAAGAGACUGUCAAGUUAUGGAAGAUUGCUGGUCCUAUUGCCCUCAGUCUCAUCUGUCACAUGAAUAUCAAUGGGAUUGAACUAAUGUUGUUCGUGGGAAUAAAUGCUGCUAUAAGCGUUCGGGUGUCGAAUGAGCUUGGAAUGGGGCAUCCAAGAGGUGCGAAAUACUCGGUCUACGUGACUGUAUUUCAGUCUCUGGUGAUUGGACUGGUUUGCAUGGCUGUUGUGUUGAUAGCUAAGGACUAUUUUGCCUACCUUUUCACAAGCAGCGAAGUGAUGCGAGUAGCUACCUCUAAACUAGCAUUCAUUCUUGGUAUCACCAUGGUUCUUAACAGUGUUCAGCCAGUGAUAUCAGGUAAUUAA